Cordyceps fumosorosea ARSEF 2679 is the source of this 1788-nucleotide messenger RNA. Its product is annotated as dihydroxyacetone kinase. The record is from RefSeq and is a predicted model, not a curated record. The transcript has a single exon. Gene Ontology annotation, cellular component: cytosol. Gene Ontology annotation, biological process: glycerol catabolic process. Gene Ontology annotation, molecular function: glycerone kinase activity; ATP binding. Lineage: Eukaryota; Fungi; Ascomycota; Sordariomycetes; Hypocreales; Cordycipitaceae. Bases 1 to 1788 code for a protein of 595 amino acids.
AUGUCCAAGCGUCACCUCUUUGACUCCCCCGACGGCCUCGUCAACAAGGCCCUCCGCGGCAUCAUCCGCUACAACCCCAGCCUCAGCCUCGACGAGGCCAACCGCGUCGUCUUCGACUCCGACUACGACCGGUCCAAGGUCGUCCUCAUCUCCGGCGGCGGCUCCGGCCACGAGCCCGGCUGGAGCGGUUACGUCGGCCACAACAUGCUCGCCGCCGCCGUCCAGGGUGAUAUAUUUGCCAGCCCCAGCACCAAGCAGAUCCUCGCCGGCGUCGACGCCGUCCCCAGCGACAAGGGCACCAUCCUCGUCAUCACAAACUACACCGGCGACUGCCUGCACUUUGGCCUCGCCAACGAAAAGGCCAACGCAAAGGGCCACCGCUGCCGCACCAUCAUCUGCGGCGAUGACGUCUCCGUCGGCCGCAAGGGCAGCCUGGUCGGCCGCCGCGGCCUCGCCGGCCAGAUUGGCGUGCUGAAGGUCAUGGGCGGCGCGGCAGGCGCGGGCGCCUCGCUCGACGAGGUCUACGACCUGGGUGUCGCCUUCUCCCAGCAGAUCGUCUCCAUCGCCGCGACGCUGGACCACUGCCACGUCCCCGGGCGUGCCGAGCACGCGACGCUCAAGGAGGACGAGGUCGAGCUCGGCACCGGCCCGCACAACGAGCCCGGCUACAAGAAGCUGUCUCCCGCGCCGGCGCCGCAGGAUCUCAUCAAGCAGAUCCUCACCCACUGCCUCGACGAGAACGACCCCGAGCGCGGGUACGUCAAGUUCGCGCCCGGCGACGAGUCUAUGCUGCUCGUGAGCAACUUUGGCGGCAUGUCGCACCUCGAGAUGGGCGCGCUGGUGGACGAGCUCCUCGAGCAGCUCGAGCACGACUGGCGCAUCGACCCGGCGCGCGUGUGUGCAGGCUUCCUCGAGACGUCGCUAAACGCGCCCGCAUUCUCCGUCUCCGUCAUCAACGUCACGGCCGCCGCCCGCGCCUGCAGCUACUCGGCCGACCAGAUCAAGGCCUUCUUCGACGCCCGCACAAACACCUACUGGGAGUCGGUCGCCGGCGCGCAGUCCAAGCGCCGCGCCCGCAGGGACCAGCUCGUGCGGGCGCCGCCGCCGCCGGAGCACAAGACGGUCGACCCGGCACACGACCUCCAGGCGGACCCGGAGCUGCUGGAGGCGAUGCUGCGCACUGCCUGCGACGACCUCGUCGCGGCGGAGCCGGACCUGACGAGGUGGGACACGGUCAUGGGCGACGGCGACUGCGGCGAGACGCUCAAGACGGGCGCAACGGCGCUGCUCGCCGCGCUCGACGCCGGCCUCGCGAAGUCCAGCUCCGUCGUCUCCGUGCUGCUGGAGCUCGAGGACAUUGUGGAGAGCAAGAUGGGCGGCACGCUCGGCGGCAUCCUGGGUAUCUUCUUCGUGUCGCUGCGCGCCGCCGUCGAGAAGGCGGGCGGCGGCGGCGACGGGCCGGUCGCGCUCUGGGGCAAGGCCCUGGGCACUGCACUGGAGAACCUGCGCCGCUACACGCCGGCCAAGGUCGGCGACCGCACCGUCAUGGACACGCUGAUGCCGUUUGCCGAGGCCAUGGGCGCGUCGGCGGGCUUUGACGGCGCUGUCGACGCGGCUGUCAAGGGUGCGGAGGCGACCAAGACGAUGACGCCGCGCCUGGGUCGCGCGACUUAUGUCGGUGGUGGCGGUGGUGGUGAUAACAAGGAGCUGCCUCCGGACCCUGGUGCUUGGGGGGCCAUGGUUGUCAUUGCUGGUCUGCACAAGGCUUUUAUUGCAGGCAGGAAGUAA